Drepanopeziza brunnea f. sp. 'multigermtubi' MB_m1 is the source of this 4413-nucleotide messenger RNA. The record is from RefSeq and is a predicted model, not a curated record. Lineage: Eukaryota; Fungi; Ascomycota; Leotiomycetes; Helotiales; Drepanopezizaceae.
AUGCCUUCCCAUCUACCGUCAAGCUUUGCGUCUGCCGCUGCUGGGUCAAGUCGUGAUUCUCGCAAUGGAAGAGGCGACGGACGAGGAAGCGGGGACUGGAGCCGCAGAGAGCAACGCCCUGCCAACGGCACCCUAACCUUACGCCGCAACUCACAGGCCCCUUUCCAACAUCCAUCGUCCCAAGAUUCUCCCCUUCAAACACCUUCUACGGAAGCCCCAGCCUUGUCGCAGCAAUCGAACCUGUACGAUUCCGCCCCUUCAGGAUCUCGUUACUCGAAGCAAGACAUAUUAGAUAUUGCUCACGCGCAGAGAGAGGCUGCUGGGGCUGUCAAGAAUGUUUCGUCGCUCUUCAUCAACGGCUGGGAUCCAGACAAUUCGAACGGCACCAACGGCACCAACGGUCGCACUGGAUGGGGUAAAAGUGCGGACGGCAGAGAACACUACGGCCCCGAGGUGUGCUGGAACCCGAAUGGGGACUCGACGCCAAUAUCCUUCGAGCAAAUGUCAGAGGGGGAAAAGAUACUCUUUGCUACCGAUGUCAAUUCACCACUAAAGCCUCCUCCUCAGAAUUCCAACAAGGACCAAAAUGCUCAAGGAGCUGGUACAAACGGCCGAAAGACGUCUUUUUCGCACGGACAAACAUCUGGUAACUUCGGGCUCGCAUCUCCGGCAUCAAGCAGACCCGGUAUAAGACGACAGCUGACGAGUGAUGCUCUACAAUCUCCUUCUGGUGCAGGCCGCUUCGCUAGGGACGAGCCAUCCCCGUUCCUUAACCGCAAAUUCACCGAUACGAAAGACGGGCAAGAUGAUCGAGCUGACGAUACGAAGCCCGGACUUCCUUUUGGCGGUCUGAUGCGGAGCAGCACAGCUGGAAACGCGCUGGGAAAUGGGCCUGCAUCUCCCUGGGGACCAGGCUCGGCCAGUGCAGCCCUGUCCCCUAUGGGAAAUUUCGGAAAUUUCUCACUGGGUAACUCUUCGGCCAAUCCACCCGCCCCUGUUGACAAACGUCCCGCCUUUGGAAGAGGUGAAAGCCGUCUCGCCCAUCUGAUGAACAAGGAAAGCACCGAGGACAUGUCUAAGACUGCCGAUAGACCCUGGAGACCAAGACAGCGAACUGACACCGACCCGUUUGGAGAUGAUGUUCCGAGUGGUAGCGCGGCAUUAGGUGGUGGCCGAGACACGAGCCCGCCGCUCAACAAUCAACAGCGAGCUCCUGGUGUGGACACUCCGGUACGUGGCAACUCGAGUGACUUCGGGAUGUCUGAAAUGCCAGGCUUUCAGAAUGCUGCACGGAGUCAGGUCCACCAGACGCCAGCCCGUGGUCACGAUAAGAAUGAGCCUCUGAGCCCAUCGGAUACGAACCCCUAUCGCAGCCCCCCUGGCCCAUCGGAAGAUCAUUAUCAUGCGGACGACUCGAGCUACGAAGGCGAUCCUCCCCACAACAACCGUCCUCAAGGAUUAGGUGGUAUCCCGGAACAUGCGCCGAACGCAUUUGGUGGCUUGCCUCGAGCUUUCAACAACGCCUUGGAUGGGAGCGAUCGAAGCCAGACCUCUAGCGCUGGUGCCAUCAAGGUUUUCCCUCCCCUCUCUGUUCUUCCAAGUGGCUUUGGCGGCUUAGGAGGUUGGCCGACAAGCGGAAAUCCUCUUGGGACUCCCGACCGAGAGAAUCGAACACCUUUUCCUUCAAAUGCCUUUGGUAGCUCUGUAUUUGGGCCUAUGGGAGAACUUCAAUCCCCCAGCCUUGGGGGGCUCGGCAACAUGUUCGGGCCAUCUGGUGGCGCCUCUGGAACUAACAACGUCGGACGCAGUGGCAGUAAGCUUGGCUCGCUGUUUCCCGCCGCUAUGCAAGCCCAGAUGCUCAACCCAGAUCACACUCAAACGGGCGAGGGAGGGGAUGUGAGGCAGAGCAGUGGUUUCGGAGCCAUUGGUAGAAGCACGUUUCCUCGAGAUACUGAGAGUCCGAUGCGCACCGACAGACACCCGUUUGACGACCUAUUUGCGGCAAGCGACGUUACUCGUAAUCAAGGACCUUUCUCAUCGGCCGAGAACUCUCAAGGAAUGACCUCGGCCACCUUCUCACAAGUCCCGCCCGCCACGGCUGCGUAUGGGCAGUCCCAAUCCUCCUCAGAUUCUGCAUCAAACCAACUUCCUGCUACUCAGCAGCGCAUGAUGGUGAUGCCGGAUAGGAUGAGAUGGGUGUAUCUUGAUCCACAAGGCAAAGUUCAGGGCCCUUGGUCUGGUCUUGAGAUGCACGACUGGUACAAGGCUUCAUUCUUCACUGCCGACCUCUCUGUAAAGAAGGUUGAAGAUGCAGAAUUCGAGCCGCUUGGCCAACUGAUCAGACGCAUUGGUAAUUCGCGAGAGCCAUUCCUCGUACCCCAGAUUGGAAUCCCACACGGUCCAGCCCCUGCUCAAGGGGCUGCGUUUACUCCCGCUGCCGCUGGUCCUGGAAACGGAGCCCAGCCUGGUGCUGUUCAGCCACCAUUCGCCAACUCCUUCCCGAGCUUCGGCACAACCCUCACUGCUGAGCAACAGAACAACCUCGAGCGACGCAAGCAAGAAGAGCAGUUCUUGAUGGCUCGCCAGAAGGAGUUCUUAGCUCAGCAGCAGGUGAACGUCAAGCAAAUGCAAAUGGGAGGACUUCCAUCUGCGCUUCAUCACCACUCAAGUGCCCAUAGUCUCCAGAGUCAACCGAGCUUCGGAAGCAUGACAUCUCCGAUUGGACUGCCGCAAUCCCAGAUGCAGAAUGUGGCUGGAUACUAUGAAGGGCCCCCACGACAAUUCCCAGCCCCAUCUGGUGGAGGAAUCGCAUCGGAAUUUUUUCGUGAGGAAGAACUCGCACGUCUGUCCCUCCGCGAUCGUCAGCAACUCUUUCCCUCGGCACCCCCCCAACAACAGUCAACCCACGCACAACAGAUCUCAUCACUCUUUGGCCCAAACUCCGAGGCCCAACGUCAAGCCGCUAGGAUGGAACAGGAAGAUCCAUCUGGGUUCAAUGCCCGACUUGAGGAAUUUCAACAGCUGAGAGCCCAACAUGAGAUGGAGGAGGCUAAUUCAGUCGCUCAUGGCACCUCGGAGCCAAUCGGUCCACCUCAGCAGCAACAACAGCAGGUGGAGCCGGCCUACCAUGAAACACCUGAAGCUGAGCGUGAACCCCCAGCUCAAGAGCCCGAGUCCAAGUCACAGUCCAAGCCACAACCAGCCUCUCUUUCUCUUACCGAGCAAGUUCAGAAUGCGAAGUCUGCCCAAGAAUCGCCCACUACCGCGACCCAACCAGAGUCUCCAUGGGCAAAGGUCCCGAGCUCCAGCUUCCCUAUGCCAUUUCCCCCACCACAGUCUUCCACUCCUCUUCCCGCCCCGACCGCUCAGCGAAGCCGUGCGAACUUGCCAGAGGCGUUGAAUGUGGAGUCUAGAUCUCGCUCUGAGACCCCUGAGGUCACGAGCUCCACCUCUUCACUUGCACCUUGGGCAAAGGAACAGACUGAGGCACCAAAGGGUCCAUCUCUGAAGCAGAUCCAAGAAGCAGAAGCCAAGAAGGCUGCUAAGGCAGAGGAAAUAGCCGCUGCCGCUCGCCGUGCCAACUAUGAGUACGAAUUGAAGUUGCUUUCCAGUCAACCUGCCGCGCCUGCUCCGGGAUUGCCAACUUCUUCUACUUGGGGCAGUACUAGUUCACCAGUACCUAAUGCUCCCUCUGCGUGGGCGAAGCCGGCCGCCAAGGUUCAAGUUUCGAGUAGCUCUGCCGCAUCCAAGAAGACCUUGGCAGAUAUUCAACGCGAGGAGGAGUCGCGAAAGGUGAAGGCUGCUGCUGCCGUUGCUGCUGCCCAACCAACAGUCUCAAGCGGAAAGCGUUAUGCGGAUCUAGCGAGCAAACCUUCUGCCGGUCCUGCACCCGUCGGUGGUUCCCCUUGGUCUACAGUCGGAGCUGGUGGAAAGGUACGAAUUCCUACCGGGCCAGCUGCUGUUACCCCACCGGCACUGCGUGCUGCAAGCGCUGCAAACACCGUGACGCCAUCAGCUCAACGCGCGGUCAGACCGGCUGCUGUUCGUAGCACUACUGGAACAGUCGGUGCCAACGCUCCCAAGGAAGAGUUCGUUAAGUGGGCAAAGUCGGUUUUGGCAAAUGGACUGAACCCAGACAUUAAUGGCAAGCUUUCUUCCCCUUACUCCUUCAUCAUCGCCGAUAGCAUCUACGCCAACUCAAAAUUGAUGAACGGAAAUGAUUUCGCUGUCGAGUUCAUUCGCCGUAAGAAACUUGCCGAGGAAGGAAUUGUAGAGCCCGCCAACAAUGGAUCCGGCUUUUCCAGCGCCAAGUCCGGAGGCUGGAACGAGGUUGCGAAGAAGGGUCCUGCUAAGGUGGAGGAGCCUACUGCUGGCUUCAAGGUUGUUCCUAACAAGAAGAAGGGACGCAAAUGA